AUGGGCAGCUACCUGGGCAAAGCGGGGUCCUCGCCGCGGUCCCCAGCACAGGGGCUCGCAGACGCACGGGAGAAGCCCGGGACCCGCCGACCCGCCAGGCCCCUCUACCAGGUCCACCGUGUGCAGCAUGUCCACCGCGCCCAGCCCGCCCGGAGACACAGGCCGGCCCGGAGGCCGCCCAACUGGGAUCCCUCAAACCCUGCCGCUUUCGUCAGUGAGGCCUGGAGGCGCUUCCCCAUGAAGAGGCCACAGAACCCCAUCAUGGGCUCUCUUCCUUCAGACUGGUGGGAAAGUUACCUGAAGCGUAAUAUUUGGUCCCUUCGUCACCCUCGGGCGACAUGGAGUCCAGUGACAGUCAAGAUCUCGCCUCCUGAGCGGAGACCGCGGCCCUUGUUCCCGGUCUCAGGAGUGGUGAACUCUGCUGGACCUUCAGAGGAGCCACCAGGGCCCUGUGGAAAGGACCCGGUGCUGAGGGCCCUCCUCGAGUGCAGGAAGGGCAGAGGCAGGUGGGAAGAACCACUGUUCCCUGACAGCUCCGAGAGUCAAAGGCAUUCAGCCACCGUAUGGUCUGCCUUUAAGCCCCUGUUGAAAAGUGGGACCACUGUUUCGUUUGUGGCCAGGCCCGGGUCUCUGAAAAGGAGCCCCCAUGUCCAGAGCUCAGAUCAUAAAUGUAAGAGGUCCAGUUGCUCCUCUGUGGCCCUCUUGGCUAGCAUACACACCCGAGGCCCCCCCAGCACGAAAAGAAAUGCUAUUACCAGCUCUUACAGUUCUUCUAGAGAUCUCUCAGCAUCUUGGAAAAGACAUUUUUCCAGGACAUCGGUCCAGGCCCCAGAAUGGCCAUUGAAAAAGACGGGGAAAAGUCCUAAUUCUCACCUCUUAGUCACACCCAGCAGUUCCGGACAGCUAAAUGGAAAGAUUCCUCUUCUGCAAUCUGGUCCUAGGGACCUGCUGACUAUACCUUGCCAGCAAGGUCCUGUUGUCACUGAAGAGGACCCAACAUUAGAAGGGCAAGCUGUGCCCAACAGCCAAACCACAGAAGCUACAACUGGGACAGCCAGAGACUUCAUUCCAGAGAUGAGGGCUGGGACGCAGCCUCCCUUAUCUCUCAGUCGGUCUUCUUCCGAGACAGUACUUAGUGCCCACGUGAACCCUCAGCUGGAAAGCUUAAAGAAUAUGCCUGCCCCACACGGGUGCUCACCCUUAGAGCACAUGCAAGGCGUCUCUUCAGACUCAAAACCCUCAGUCGCUUCUAUCCAGGCGUCUCCGAGCUCUCCCACAACACCAGUCACUGAUUCCACCUGGCCAUCUUCAGUCCCUCAGGCUCACAGGUCUGCUGUGCCCCCACACGCAUCUGUCCUUAGCCCCAAAGCACCCACCACACAAAGCACUUUGGUUGGGGUGGUGAGUAGCCCAGUCCUCCAUCUCCCUGCAUCUGUACUUCCUGUGGAGACAGCUGCUCGCUUGGCCUUGAGACCUGUCUGGGGGCCUGUGCACAGUACUGAGGUUAGAAGUGCCUCUUACUCCAGAAUGUCUGUCACAGCUGAGGCAUCUUCAAGCUCUUCUCUCUCCACAGCCCCAGGUAUCUCAAGGCCCACCUUCAAGCCUGUCUUUGGCAGUAUAGAACCGCUUACAACUAUGUCUGAGACAGCUCCUGUGUCCACCAGUCAGCCCUCUCCUUCACUGAGUUCUGGUUCCACCCAUCUUUUCCACAGCCUAGCCGCCACAGCCCCCUGUGUGGUUACAUCUGCCAUUCCAGCCAGCAAGUCCAAAGGCCCUGGGGUGGAUUUGGACAUAGUGACCAGCACCACGGGCAACUCUUGCUCUGUCCCUUCUUGUGACACUUUCCUGCUUGGAGCUUCCCAGGACUUUCCCUCAGCCACAGAUUUAAUUUUCCCUUCCCCACACCCCACGAUUCCCACAGUACACACAGUCACCAUCUUUAGCCAGGUCCUUACUAGUGCCAUCAAGAUUUCCCCCCUCAGGAGCACUGAGAAGCUGAAGGGGGUGAGCCGCACUCUGGCAACUGUGGGCUUAUCAUCCACGAGCCAGCCUCUGGGGACCUCCAGCAUCUCCAAUGUGACUUCAGAACUCACAGCGUCUUUGGGGUCAAGGCCAAAGUCACCCCUCCCACCAUCCCAAAGAAAUGGUUCUCCGCCUUCACCUGGGGCCAUAGUUGGGCUAAAGCCAUUUUCUCUCCAGCUAGCUCCAGCCCAAGGCUUCAGUACCUCUUUCCUUUCAGAGAACUCAGGUGUGUCCCCAACCCAGAUGUUACCACCUGCUCAGCUGGUCCUUAGCAAGACCACACAGCCAGCGUGUGGGGGGGUGCCGUCUUCAGCACCCGUUACCCACGCGCCUGCCACCAGCCAGUCAGGCUUUGGCAGCACUCUGGCUGGGUUUCCACUCAGCAAAGCCAGGUCCACUGCCCUUAGGGUUGUCAGGCAGAACCACCAGAGUGUGACCUACAGUUCGGUAUUUGGCAGCACAGCCCCGAGACCUUUUGCUUUUGGAGGGUUAGUGACCCCUAUGGAUUGUGGGGAGUCUGAGGUCAUUGCAGCCACCCCACAAAGGAACACGUCUGGAGCGAGGCAGACUGUGACCUCGAGCACCCUAGCGCCCUUUGUGCAGUGCUGGAGCCAGGGCAUGCAGGGCCCCCCUAACCAGAUCACACCUUUGGCUGGCGUUCCUGCAAGAAAGAUCAUGUCUGGGGCUCCUUCCCUGGUCCCCUUUGCUCAAAGUACUCGUGUACCCGGGGCAGUUAAUGCAGGUAGCAGUCUUGGCUUUGGGAUGUCCUCUCCAACUGGGCAGGGUUCUGUGGGGAGAGAGCCUUUCAGAUCGUUGGAACCUUCAUUCUGUAUUGGUACAAAAUCAAAAACCCUAAGGAACCGGGAGCCAGGACGCUCCCGGAAACACCACACUUACAAGAAAUAA
Messenger RNA from Apodemus sylvaticus (European woodmouse), 2928 nucleotides. It is a transcript of the gene Pom121l2, whose product is annotated as POM121 transmembrane nucleoporin like 2. Gene Ontology annotation, molecular function: structural constituent of nuclear pore. Gene Ontology annotation, cellular component: nuclear pore. The record is from RefSeq and is a predicted model, not a curated record. Gene Ontology annotation, biological process: protein import into nucleus; RNA export from nucleus. Bases 1 to 2928 code for a protein of 975 amino acids. The transcript has a single exon. NCBI's taxonomy places the organism in Eukaryota, Metazoa, Chordata, Mammalia, Rodentia, Muridae.